This is a messenger RNA of Esox lucius (northern pike), 1118 nucleotides long. RefSeq names its product regulator of G-protein signaling 21. The transcript has 5 exons. Bases 181 to 747 code for a protein of 188 amino acids. The record is from RefSeq and is a predicted model, not a curated record. NCBI's taxonomy places the organism in Eukaryota, Metazoa, Chordata, Actinopteri, Esociformes, Esocidae.
AGGCUUUCGCUUUUGCUAUGGUCCGCUGAGCUGAGUCUGUUUCAGUGUUGCACCAUCCAGCCCCUUAGCAACAGGGAACCCUGGAUAUAAAGUCUUGAGGUGGAGGAAGACCCCUCCGUACAGAGAAUGCUUCACCCCAGCAUGAGCAGGACCAGGGGACAGAGAGUGUGGAGUUGAAACAUGCCCAGCCUAAUCAUCACAGAUACACUGACACAAACACAGCACCGCAACAUGGAACAGGACGACAGGAGGAGGAACAAGAACCUAGGAAAGAACUUUAUGUGCCGACUCCAAUGUAUGUUCUCACAUUCACCCACAUCUGAGAGCAGGCUAAGUUUAGAAGAUACUCAACAAUGGUCUCAGUCACUGGAGAGACUCCUUGAGUCUAAAUAUGGACUGGCCACAUUCAGGACCUUUCUGAAAUCUGAAUUCAGUGAUGAGAACAUUGAGUUCUGGCUGACAUGUGAGGAGUACAAGAAAAUCAAGUCUUCGUUCAGAAUGUCAUCAAAAGCAAAGAAAAUCUAUGAGCAGUUUAUAAAGGCUGAGGCUCCCAAAGAGAUAAACAUUGAUUACCACACAAGGGAGCAAAUAAAAAGGGCUGUAAAGACUCCUACACUUCAGUGCUUUGACGAUGCCCAGAAAAUUGUUUAUGGGCUGAUGGAGAGAGACUCGUACCCUCGCUUCCUUCGUUCAGACAUGUACAGAUCCCUCUUGGAGUCCCUUGCCGCUGACGCUGUCAAGGGAUGAUAGCAGAAAAAAAAGAUAACCAGAGAACAUUAGUACAUUAACUGGAAUGUUUGGGUUUCUACACGAUGGAAGGCUGACCAAGCACAGAGAGACUGACAUGUCUGUGUCCCUACAAACCAUGGUCCACACAAUAUAGUACCACACCCAGAAAAACUCUGUAAUCGGGAUUUGCACAACAGAAGAACUAAAAAUAAGGAAGUAAAAGAAAACAAAGAGAGGAUAUGGGGAUCACGAUUGCACUAGAUGCUGCUGUUCUAUCUGUGACUGGGAUUGACGUUUCGUGUCAGAGGUUAUCAGAUGAAUGAAUCACAAAGUGAAUGACGAUCAAAUUGAAAUCGUCUGCGAACCGAAAUCGUCAGCAAACUGUACAG